Messenger RNA from Tachysurus vachellii, 1940 nucleotides. RefSeq names its product E3 ubiquitin/ISG15 ligase TRIM25-like. Gene Ontology annotation, molecular function: protein binding; zinc ion binding. The transcript is spliced from 6 exons. The record is from RefSeq and is a predicted model, not a curated record. Bases 47 to 1720 code for a protein of 557 amino acids. NCBI's taxonomy places the organism in Eukaryota, Metazoa, Chordata, Actinopteri, Siluriformes, Bagridae.
UGAUAAAGAACACAACUCGCCUACUCUCCUCUCAGAUGUUAGUAAAAUGGCUGAGGACAGCAAUAUUUCAGUGGACCAUCUUCAAUUCAGCUGUUCAAUCUGCCUGGAUUUGCUGAAGGAUCCAGUAACGACUCCAUGCGGGCACAGCUUUUGUAUGUUGUGUAUUAAUGACUUUUGGGAUCAGCCUGUUCUGAAGGGGGUUUACAGCUGCCCUCAGUGCAGGGAGACGUUCCUGCCGAGACCUGUCCUACGCAGGAAUAAUGUCAUGGCUGAAGUGGUGGAGAAGCUCAAGUGGAAAGACCUAAGCGGUGGUUCUGCUACUUGUUCUGGCUCAGAAUCUGGAGAUGUUGAGUGUGACAUAUGUACUGAGAGCAAAGCAAAGGCUGUCAGGUCCUGUCUGGUGUGUCUGGCUUCUUUCUGUAAGACGCAUCUCAAACCUCACUACGAAUCCCCUGUUUUUAAGAAGCAUAAGCUAGUCCAGGCAUGCAAACAUCUGCAAGAAAAAAUCUGUUCUCGUCAUGACAAACUGGUAGAUUUCUACUGUCGAACAGACCGGACAAUCAUAUGUGCACUGUGUAUGUUAGAUAAACAUAAAGAUCACAAUACGGUUUCGCUUGCUUCAGAAAGAACUGAAAAACAGAAGCAGAUAAGGGAAAUGCAAAGGAAAUCCCAGCAUAAAAUCCUGGACAAGGAGAAGAAACUGCAAGACCUUAAACAGGCUGUGAAUACUCUUAAGAGCUCAUCACAAGCAGCGGUGGAGGAAAGUGAGAGAAUCUUUACUGAAGUGCUUCUCUUCAUUGAGGAAAAGUGUUAUGAGGUGACCGGACUCAUCAGGGCUCAGGAGAAAGCCGAACUGGAUCAAGCCGCAGGACUGCAGGAGCAACUGGAGCAUGAGAUCGCUGAGCUUAAGAAGAGAGACACUGAGCUGGAGCUGCUAUCAGACACGGACGAUCAUGUGCAUUUCCUGCAGAGCUUCCAGACUCUCUGCUCCACUACGAAAACUAAGGAGUCACCCAUGAUGACUAUAAAUCGACAUAUCUCUUUCGACGGAGUGAGCAAAUGUCUCUCGGACCUGAAAGAACAAUUUGAGGAAGUCUGCAAAGAUAAAUUCAACAAAAUCAAUCCGAACGUUGCCAAAAUUCAGAUGAUUUUUCCCAGUGAACCAAAGACCAGAGAAGAAUUUCUCCAGUAUUUUUGUCACCUGAAUUUUGACCCCAACACAGCAAAUGAGGCACUGUGGCUUUCUGAGAACUUCAGGAAAGUAUCUCGCAGUGGGAAACUAAACCCGUAUCCUAAUCAUCCGGAGAGAUUUGAUGGUUAUGGUCAGGUGCUGUGUAAACAGAGUGUAUGUGGACGCUGUUACUGGGAGGUUGAAUGUAGCAGGGGUGGAUGGGUGUACAUCUCAGUGUCGUAUAAAGGGAUCAGCAGAAAAGGACGCGGUAAGGAGUGCUGGUUUGGACACAAUACUCAAUCCUGGAGUCUGGAGUGUAGUUCCACCCUGUCGUUCUGGCACAACGACGUUCAGACAAAGAUUCCUGGCCUGCUUUCGUCCCGAAUUGGAGUGUAUUUAGACCACAGUGCAGGAACUCUGUCUUUCUACAGUGUCUCAGACGCGAUGAAUCUCCUAUACAGAGUUCAAACCACGUUCACUGAGUCACUCUACCCUGGGUUUUGGGUCAAUGCUCUUGCAACUGCUAAGCUAUGUUACUCUGUAGAAUAAAAAAAAAAAAUACCCACACCUUAUAAUGCUGUUAUUAUGAAUAUGUUAUGAGAAAUGUGUUCUGCAGUUGUGUAACUGAAUACACAUGGUUUGUAUUUUAAUACUAGGAUUAUAAAGACUGUAGCUCAGUAAGUACUGUGGUGGGACAGUUAUUACGAUUCUGUGCUGUUGACUGGAAGGUUGUGAGUUUAAAUCCUUUUGCUGCCACUGCUGAAUUUUU